Messenger RNA from Cheilinus undulatus (humphead wrasse), 2446 nucleotides. RefSeq names its product cell division control protein 42 homolog. Gene Ontology annotation, molecular function: GTP binding; GTPase activity. Gene Ontology annotation, cellular component: dendritic spine. NCBI's taxonomy places the organism in Eukaryota, Metazoa, Chordata, Actinopteri, Labriformes, Labridae. Gene Ontology annotation, biological process: modification of synaptic structure; small GTPase-mediated signal transduction. The coding region runs from base 147 to 722 and encodes 191 amino acids. The record is from RefSeq and is a predicted model, not a curated record. The transcript is spliced from 6 exons.
AAACAGUGGAAACGGUACGGAAAAAACAUAUAUUUUAGAACUCUUGGGACAUAAUUGGGUUUGCUUUUAUGGUUUGAUAUACUCAGGAUUACAUUCGCUUAAGGUUUGUGAUCUUGAAUGAGUAGCAAGGACCGUAAAUCGCAGCUAUGCAGACCAUCAAGUGUGUUGUAGUUGGGGACGGUGCUGUGGGUAAAACCUGCCUGCUCAUCUCCUACACCACAAACAAAUUUCCAUCUGAAUAUGUACCUACGGUAUUUGAUAACUAUGCUGUAACUGUAAUGAUUGGAGGAGAGCCUUACACCCUGGGCUUGUUUGACACAGCAGGUCAGGAAGACUACGACAGGUUACGGCCUCUGAGUUAUCCACAAACAGAUGUCUUUCUCGUCUGUUUCUCUGUCGUGUCCCCCUCCUCCUUUGAAAACGUCAAAGAAAAGUGGGUUCCAGAGAUCACCCACCACUGUCCAAAGACCCCCUUCCUUUUAGUCGGGACUCAGAUUGACUUGCGAGACGAUCCUUCAACUAUAGAGAAGCUGGCCAAGAACAAGCAAAAGCCCAUCACUCCGGAGACAGCAGAGAAGCUGGGGAGAGACCUUAAGGCUGUGAAAUAUGUGGAGUGCUCAGCCCUCACACAGAAAGGCCUAAAGAAUGUGUUUGAUGAGGCGAUAUUGGCUGCAUUGGAGCCCCCAGAGCCCAAGAAGAAACGCAAAUGUGUGCUGCUAUGAGUCGCUCCUACCUUUUUCAAAGCACACACAGACACAAACACGACAUAUUCACACAUUUUAAAUACAUAACUCUUUACAUAUGAACAUAAACAUAGAUCCCCACAUCCAUUUCCUUUGCUCUGCUAAGGCUGGUUGACAACAUUGUCCUUCACAGACCGGACUAGAAAGAAAACUACAGACCAAGUUUUAGAUAAAUGUCUGCAAUAAUAAGAAGCUUCACCCUCAAGUCUGAGUUUUGGACAGAAGAACUACGAUACCAAGCUGCUGUGGGCUUCUAACAGGGCGGCAACAUCAUCAGUGAUAUUGAUUAUCCAAGCUUACAUACAAGUAGAAUUCAUUCUGUCGAGCUUUUGAUAGAUUGAUUUUGAUUCAGUCAGUGUAGUGGCCUAAUUAACUUUGAAUGCCCUGCCAUUUAGUUGUCUUCAGCCAAUGGGAAAAGUUUCAUAGAUAUCAGCCCUGCCACAACGUGUCUGAGUUGCCUGACUGGUGGCUGCUUAUGCUGCUGGUCGCCCGAUCCCCCACACUCAUUCUCAGCACUACCAGAAGAAAUGCUAACAAUGUAGUGUUGUUCUGUUUUUGUUUGCCAACUCCCCCUUUUCUUCUCAACCACAUGACAAGCCUGAGAUGUUUAUUCCAAGUUCCAGAUAGUCGCACUCUUAACCACUAAGGAAACUGUGGAGGUCUGACCACAUCGAAAUCCUGGGCUAAAACUCCACAGAGCUUUUAAUAUUGGGAGAAAUGAACUAAGUAAAGAUUGCCAUUUAGUGUAUACUACUCUUGGUGUGGACCUUCACAGUGCAGAGCCACAGUCCACUUGGAAUGUGGUUAUCACUUGAAGAGCUUAAGGCAUCCAGUAGUUUGGGUCUGCUAGUCGACCACAGGAAUUGGCCUUUUAGAUGCAGGGAACUAAACAGUGUUAGCAGAACAAGCAGUGUGUUCUUUCUGCGUUGUCCGGGACCAAGGGAGGGUGAAGCAAGAAACUCAACCAUGACAACACCUUACACUUAGAGCGGGCACAGCAGAGGCAUUUGGUAAAACUUAUGUUCCUAGGUAUGCACUUGCAGCCAAGCCUGAAGAUCCUUAUUUAGACAGCGGAUCAGUGAACAUGAAUUACCACCAGAAUUCUGUGCCAGGUCAGAAUUUGGUGCCUUCCUGUAGUUUGUUGCAUGUGCAGUGUGAAGGGCUGUCAGCUCUCCUGUACCCGCUCAGAUUGUAAAGUGCUGUGAGUAGCUGAGCCUUGGUCUCUGUUCUAAGUAUGUUUAACAGAUGUAAUUAUAAUGUAAGCUGGAACACAAUGUUGAUGUAGGCUCCAGGUGUUUUUACCAAAAUCUUUUUUUUCUUCAUUAUUUCUGUUUGUGUUUUUUUUUUUUUUUUUUUUUAUAUAUAAAUAUAUAAAAAAAAGGUUUCUUUCACUCCUUUUGCAUUUAGGAGUCGGAACUCAUCUGAACUCUUACCUGCCAGUUCAUACCCAGACAACCUCUGAUUGGUUUAGUUUAAUAAAAAUACAUAAAAUGGCAGAAUACUGUUUGUUAAAGAUAACUUGAUUGAUAGAUUUUUUUUUCUUAACUGGUGGAUUAGAGUUGGGUUGAUGUCCAGCUCAAGUCAGUAUAAUUAUUAUAACCUGUUGUUGUUUUGGUGCAAAACCAAAUGCUUUGUCUAAAGUCUUUGUUCUUUGUAUAUGCAUUCUUUUCAAAAAUAUUAAACUUAUACCUUAAUUGCCUUUA